GUCGCCGACAAAGAAGAGAGCGUUCUUCAGCAGCCAACGAGCAAAACGAUCGUCCGAAACAGAAAUCAGAAUGGCAGGAAAUGAAUCACCUCUCAGAGAUCUGAUACAUCCAGCGUACAACGAACAUCUCAAAUCUCACAAUGCCGUUUCCUUCAAACUUGUCCGAACCGUAUCGGAUUUCACUCAGCAAUUGGGCCAGAUGUACGAGCAACACGCCGAGGAGUUACAACUUCUUGUUGCAAACUUCAGGAAAAGGAAUGGAGAACUUAGAAAAGAGAGGCCAGCAUGUCCCAGCUCUUUAUUCCAUACCUGGGAAACCCUCCUUCAAGAAGUCGAGAUCGACUCUCAAGCUCUCGGAGACAUCGCCUCCAUUCUGGGUAGACAAGUGUCAAGGCCGUUGCUCGAGAGGUCUUUUCACAGAAAAAUUCAGUCUAGGAAAGUUUUUACACAUAGAGAGAGUUACGAGACGAUCAUUGCCAAAACGGAAGAGAAGCUUGCCAAG
Messenger RNA from Leptinotarsa decemlineata (Colorado potato beetle), 502 nucleotides. RefSeq names its product SH3 and cysteine-rich domain-containing protein (gene Stacl). Gene Ontology annotation, biological process: skeletal muscle contraction; positive regulation of voltage-gated calcium channel activity; positive regulation of protein localization to plasma membrane. The record is from RefSeq and is a predicted model, not a curated record. NCBI's taxonomy places the organism in Eukaryota, Metazoa, Arthropoda, Insecta, Coleoptera, Chrysomelidae. Gene Ontology annotation, molecular function: protein binding.